AUAAAAAAAAUAAUAGCUCAGAAUACGUUGUUUCAAUACCAUAUGGUUGCUACGUAUAGUGAUUAGGUUUGUUGAAUAAAAAAAUUAUAAUUUUCUCUGGGGUAAGUUCCAAACUUCCAAAACCUCGUUCGAUUCGGUCUAUCAAGAUGGUGGCGAUUCAAAUCAAAUAUAAGAAAAUUUCACACACCCCUAUAUAUUUUCCUAUAUUAGUGUCAGUCGAUGAUGUUUUAGCAAACGAAAGAGAACAAUAUUAGUUAGUUAUUUUUUUUCAUAUUCCAUACUUAACUAUUUUUAUAAAAUAUCAGUUUUUUUUUCUUUUUAUAGUGCUAGCACAACAAUUUUGUAAGAAAUUUUUUUCUUUGUACCAAUGACAGAGUACGAAAGUAUACUUUUUUUGUUUAUUGCACAAAAUAAAGCUCUUGAAACGAAUUGGAAUUGGAAUUGGAAAUAAAAUUUUCCGUGCUAGCUGCCGGCCUUAUAUACUUUGGUAAUUAUUCGUAAUAACACAUACGUAAAACAGAUAUAAGUAUGAACAUACAUGUAAAUGGAGCAUGAGGAAUAGAAGAGAAAUUGAACCAGCCGAACAAGAGAGUAAAAAAAUAAAGGUGAUGUGCAUCCCGUCUUUUAAAUAUUGAUUUGCAGCGACGUAGUACACGAUUCGAUGCCUUGGAUGGAUUUGAUUCCAGCACGUUGAAUCGUUGAGAGGGAAGGUGAUGUGAUAUUCAACUAUGCAUACUGUAAAGUGAUUCCGUAUAAAUAAUAAAAGAGCAAGAUAAAUUUAUCGGAUAAUUUUUUGUCUUCGAUCUUGACAAAUGUUAAAUAACUACUUACCCAUUUACAAAUAGUCGAUUGAGUCCGGCGUCAGGAUAGUAUUUUUUAUUCGGCACUAUUCCUUGUGCUAAACUUUAUUUUUUGAUAAAACUUUAAAAGUAAUUUUCAAAAAUCAUUGAAUAUUUCAAAUUUUGAUUUUUUUAAUCAUUUCACUAACGUAUAUGUAUGAUGAAUUGGUUACUUUACGAUAUUUUUUGUCGAAAUUUUUUUUUUUUCUCUUUAUUCGGUUAAUAGUUCAAGUGAAAAAAGGGCAUGGGCGUGCAUGUGCGGUCAGCGCAAGUUUUAGUGACAGAACGAGAGGUAAAAUGGAGCAUAUACUGUUUCCUAAAAAAAAAAAGAUUCAAAUUUAUGAAGAUUAUUAUGGAAUUACCACUUCAACAAAACGAUAUGCCUGAAGAAAUUGAAGAAUUUUUUGAAAUUUUAUUUGAUAAUGACAAACAUCGUUUGUUAACCAAGAACUUCGACUCAUGGUAAAACUAAUUCACAUUUCUAACUUAUUUUGUAUUCUGAUCACUUUCAGGUGAAAGUAAUACAUAUAACGGCAAUGAAAACAAACAAUUAAAAAAUUGCUUUAUACUAAAUAAUUUAAAAAUAAAUCAACUGCUGUACUUAUUUAUGUAUAGUUUUCAAUAAGUAGCAAAAUAGUACCCAAUAGAAAAAAAAAAAAAAACGUAAGUUAAAUGAGAAAUGGAUUCUCCGCCAUCCUGUUCUUUAAGUGCGACAGGUGCUUUAAGUGAUUUAAGCAGCAGUGGACUGGGUGGUUCAAUUUCAAGUGAUUCAGUUCGAGCAUAUCUUGCAAUCGAAAUGCACGAGAGUGAUAUAGAAAGUAAAUCAUUAUCCCAGGAGGAUUCUCUUGACUAUCCUGAUAGCAUGUGUGGACGGAAUUUCAGCACAUUGAAAAAAGAGCCUGGCUGGACAGAAAUAGACAAAAACAAUGUUGCAAUAAGGCCGCCACCAGAAUUUCAAGACAGUCCGACUUCAUCAGACUCAAUUACAUCGACAGAGCGAACACUAUAUAAUCCAAGAAUAUUUAUAAAUCGUAGAUAUGAAAUAUCACCGACAAACUACGUAACGAAUAUCGCUUAUGAACUUGUGCAGCAAGUAAUGGAAGAGGCGCUUGUUAUUUCAAGAACAAUAUCGUGGCUAAAAAGUCACAUCAUUUUGCCUCGUGCAUCCGUUUCAACAUCUUUUUAUAGUACAAGUCAACUAUUAACUUGGAGCAAUACUGAACAAGAACAAAAACAAGAACAAGUACAAGUACAAGUACAAGAACAAGAACAAGAACAAGAACCAAAAGAAAAAAAACAAGAAGAACAAGACCAAGAACAAAAACUAGAGCAAGAACACCAAAAAAAACGAAAACAAAAACACCAUAAACAGAAUUCGAAACAACUUUUUUGGGCAUCUGAAAUGUUACCAUCGUCAUCAUCAUUACAAGCAAAUAGUAUGAUCGUAACAAUAACACCGUACAACACACUGAAUCGUCCGACUUCACGAUCAUCUUUGGCAUCUUCACGCUUAUCAAGUUCUCACAACUCAAUAAAUACGUCUGGCUUAUGUCGCAACGCUGAUGAUAGUAGUUUUAUAACAUCAGCUAUGUCACAUGAUGUAUUGACGAUGAGUGAAAUAAGUGACAUGUACAACGUACCACUCGAUUCCGAUAUUUACACAGUACCGGUUGACGUUGUAAGACAGCGUUAUUAUGAAUCACGAUUCCCCCAAAGAGCGAGGCGCCAUCGUCAUCAUAGAAAACGAAAAAGAAAUGUGUCAACAAGUUCUCAAAGUGAACUUGAAAGUCAUAUGCAGCCAACACGUCAUUAUUGCAGUAAGCCCCGUGCAAUUACGCAUGUUAUUAAAUCCCAAAAACUAUUAACUGAAGUAUUUUGGAAUAAUGAUGAUAAAAAUGUCGACAGUAGUAUAUAUGGUAAUGAAAAACGCCAUAGUGUACCAGGCACAUCUUGCCAUCAUACGACAACAUCACGUCAUCAAAUCAAUAAUCACGAACAGAAUAAUGUCGGUGAACCAAUCCACAUGACGCUUCAUGAAGUCCGACAAUAUCUCGAGACACUUUAUUCGAAUUCCAGUGAUUCAAGUGAAAAUAAGAUGAACCGAAAUAAAUUACCAACGAAUAAAAUACCAAUACAGCUAUCAAUGCAAAAAAAUCAUAUAACGGCAGUUGUCGACAAUAAUAUUAAUAAAUAUAGUAGUCUACAAAUUAAUGCGACAUUAUUAAUAGAUAAAGCAAAUAAUGGACUGAUUAAUAGUAAUAAUAAUAACAAUAAUAAUAGUUUUAACAAUAAUGAUAACAACAACAACAACAUUAUCAAUGCCAAUAAUAAUACUAACACCUACAACAAUAACAACAACAGCAACAGCAGCAGCAGCAACAAUAAUAAUAAGAAUAAGAAUAAGAAUAGUAGUAUAAGUAAUGAAAAUAAUAAUAAUAGUAAUAAUAAUAAUAAUAAUAAUAAAAGUAUCACAUGCUUUAGAAAACAUAAAAAAAACAAUUUAAUCCAUAAUCAAUAUAAAAAAACGAAAGAUAUUGAUGGACAGAAUAAAAAUAAAAAUGAUUCUGAUAAAGAUAACAAUAAAAUUAAGAAAAGUCAUCGCAAUUUUCCAUUAAAUCUGAAACGAACAUUGUGCAAUAUAUUCAGAUUCCGUAGACUCGGUUCAUCCGACUAUUUUGUUAAUAAAAAAAAUACAAUUGUUCAAGGUGAUAUUGUUGAACAACACGAUAAUGGUUCAAAUCGUCAUAUUGAUAUUAAUAGUAAGUUGAGUAAUGUUACUUUAACAGCCCAAAAACUAUCACUUUUUAACCGUGCAUUACCACCAUUGCCACGUAACAACGGACAUGUUAAUAAUAUUGAACAGGCUCAAGAUGUAUUGACAGCGAUUAUUAACAACAAAAUUGAUACAACAUCAAUUAAUUCUUCAAUUAAUCAUAUUUCAUCGUCUUUACAAGAUAAUGAUUUGCCACUUGAAGAUUCUAGUAUGGAUUUUGCAGCUUCCAUUGAAAAAGUUAAAGAUUACGGAUGGUACUGGGGUCCAAUGUCCGGCGAAGCAGCAGAAAAAAUACUAUCAAAUGAACCAGAUGGAUCAUUUAUUGUGCGUGACAGCAGUGACGACCAUUACAUUUUUUCACUGUCAUUUAGAUUGAAUAAUUGUGUGAGACAUGUCAGGAUUGAGCACGAUCAAGGGAAUUUCAGUUUUGGUAAUUGCACUAAGUUCAAAUCACACACAAUUGUUGAUUUUAUUGAAAAUGCUGUUGAGCAUUCGCGCAGUGGAAGAUAUUUAUUUUUUCUGCAUCGUCGUCCAGUACUUGGCCCAAUGAGAGUCCAGCUACUCCAUCCGGUCUCGAGAUUCAAACAAGUUCAAUCACUGCAGCAUAUUUGUCGUUUUGUUAUAUUGAAAAUGGUACGACGUGAUUUGAUAUCAACAUUACCAUUACCAAGGCGAUUAAUCGAUUACUUAAGUAUGCCGCAUUACUAUAGUGAACAAUUUGAUGAGCAGGAUGAUCGCGCUGAGUCACCGGUUAGUUCAUCAACAGGUGAAUUAGAAAAAAUUUGUUUUAUAUCACCAAGCUUAUUAUGACGAGUGUAAAAUUGAAUUUGACUCAAGAGUUUGUUUUAAACUAAAAAAAAGUUAUAUAGUUCUUGUAAAAGUUAAGUUUAUUGUAUGAUUGUCAUUUUUCCUUGUUGUUUUGAAUAUAUCUUACGAUUUAUUAUACGAUAUAUAUUAUUAUAAUCAUUAUUAUUACUAAACGAUGAAACUGCAAUAAUUAUGAUUGAGUUGCAUAGAAAAAAAUGAUACAUAACAAUCUACCAUAUUUAAAAAAUUGGAAAUAACAAUAAUAAUAAUCAAUAAUAAAAUGAAUAAGAAUAAGUUCUCAUUAUUUUUUAAUAUAAUAUGAAUAAAGAUAGUGAGCAUUAUAAACAUUAACAACCCUAAAACCGAAUGUUUUUAUAAUUAUUUAUGCCACACAAACAUUUGUAAUUUUUUAUAAAGUACGGUAUAUAUUCAAAUAUUAAUAUUGGAAAUGAAAGAAAAAAAA
Aphidius gifuensis is the source of this 4882-nucleotide messenger RNA. RefSeq names its product myb-like protein I (gene Socs16D). Gene Ontology annotation, molecular function: 1-phosphatidylinositol-3-kinase regulator activity. The record is from RefSeq and is a predicted model, not a curated record. The transcript has 4 exons. The coding region runs from base 1519 to 4422 and encodes 967 amino acids. Gene Ontology annotation, biological process: intracellular signal transduction; phosphatidylinositol phosphate biosynthetic process. Gene Ontology annotation, cellular component: phosphatidylinositol 3-kinase complex. NCBI's taxonomy places the organism in Eukaryota, Metazoa, Arthropoda, Insecta, Hymenoptera, Braconidae.